CUGGGACAUGGUCAGGUAGUGCUGCUAGAGUUCCUGUCGGUGUGGCCUUCUCCGGUGACCAAUCAGAGCCCGUGUUCUGUGUCCUGCCUGGAGCUGCAGCUGCUGAGACUGGGGGAGAAGUGAACGUUCUGUCAGGAGCACGGCCACCACCUGCCAGGAGAUGAGUGACCACCCCACACCAGGGCCUCGUCUGAGGACCUACCGGGACCUGCCGGUGUGGGUGGUGGAGGACCACCACGAUGUAGGUGCUGCCUUUUAUCUAUCGAGCUAUUGGAUCCAAGCACUUGCCUGCCAGUAAUAUUAGCUUCAUUCACUUUGAUUCUCACCCUGAUCUCUUGAUACCAGUAAAUAUGCCCGCAGAUACUGUGUUCGACAAGGAAGCCUUGUUCAGCGAGUUAAGUAUCGAGAACUGGAUCCUGCCUGUAGUGUAUGCUGGGCACUUCUCUCAAGUGGUAUGGCUUCAUCCUUCAUGGGCGCAGCAGAUCAAAGAAGGCAAGCACUUCUUUCUGGUUGGCAAAGAUAAGUCUACAACUACAAUAAGGGUCACAAGCACGGAUGAUUACUUUCUAAGUGACGGUCUUUAUGUUCCCGAAGAACAGCUUGAAAACCCCAAACCUCUUUAUUUGGAUGUCAUCUUGUUGAACCCUGUGAAGGAACCAGACUGUGAAGAUGCAGACAAAGGUGAAUCUGCUGCUAAAAAACUCAAGCUUGCAGAAAAUGACGAAGUAGCAGGUGGUCCUACCUGUGCAUUUCAAUGUGCGUCUUCACAGGGAGUUGCAUUUGCUGUGUGUGAAGGGGCAGACGACAAUUUGAGAAAGGGCUCUUCCCCUUGUGACAGCAUGGAAACAAAUAGUGAUCUGAAUACUAAACUCGCUAGAAGCAUUAUACAAGUCAUGGAAAAGGGGGAUGCCUACGUCUUGGAUAUAGAUUUAGAUUUCUUCUCAGUGAAGAAUCCAUUCAAAGAAAUGUACACACAGGAUGAAUAUAAAAUCUUGCAGGAAUUGUACAGUUUCAAGAAACCAGGCGCUGAUUCCUUACAGGAUGCUUUAGUUAACUGUGUUGAGAGCCGCAUUCGUCAGCUUGAAGAUCUGGAAGCUGCAUUUGCAGAUUUCUGCGAGGAUGAUAGUGUGGAGACUGUACAAAGAUGGGCUUCCAAUCUUGGAAUGAGCAGCCUUGUCCAGCUUGUGAAUAGUUUGAAAUGUCGAAUGCAAGCACCGGACUAUGAAAUGAUUCAUCAGGCUGGUCUUACGUGCGAUUAUGCCGAACUUCCUCAUCAUGUUAGCUCAGAAAUGGAAAUUGAAUGUUUAAUCCAGUCGAUGAAAAAUUUAUUAAGACACCUCCCAAAGCCAACCCUUGUCACUUUAGCCAGGUCCAGUCUCGAUGAUUACUGCCCUUCUGAACAAGUUGAUUACAUACAAGAAAAGGUUCUGGAUGUGCUUCGUUCACUUUAUGGCACCCUGGAUGUUCACUUAGAAUUUUCCCCUGGAUCAUCAUCUGUCUGAUUGUCGGGUCACCACGUUUAUUCACAUAGUGACUAGAAAAGAGAACUCUCUCUCACACCACAAUAAACUGAGUCUCUGUGUGAA
Messenger RNA from Bufo bufo (common toad), 1586 nucleotides. RefSeq names its product chromosome 5 C5orf22 homolog (gene C5H5orf22). Bases 351 to 1502 code for a protein of 383 amino acids. NCBI's taxonomy places the organism in Eukaryota, Metazoa, Chordata, Amphibia, Anura, Bufonidae. The record is from RefSeq and is a predicted model, not a curated record. The transcript has 9 exons.